AUGGGUAACGAUAAGCAAGAAAUCAUCAAAAAGAGAAAGAUCAACUGUCAUGAUCAUGUCGAGAUAGACAAGAAUGACUUGUUAACACUUUCGUUGUCAACUUAUUUUCCUAAUACUAAGCCGAGUCAACUUCCCCCCGGAAAUCACCACCCUCGGCCAGCAUCCCCGCCUCCUCCGUCUCCGCUUUCGUUAGAUCGCCGCCCAAUCGAUGAACUCCUGCAGUCACAUUUUCCUCUAUCCAUCGGACAACCGGUGGCUCCUAGUGUAGGGAACAGGAACCGUCUAGCUGCUGCCCCGAGAGGAGGCUCCUCCGGCCGAGUUCGUCGCAACCCGUCGCAGUCACCCCAUGGAGGGAAGAGCGCCACCGUGCCCGCCCCAUUUCCUUGGGCUACAAACCAACGCGCCACCGUUUACAGCCUCGGUGACCUACUAUCUAAACAAAUCUUCACCAUCUCCGGCGACGUCCAGUGCAAGAAGUGCGAAAAGAAAUACCAAAUGGAGUUCGAUUUAAAGCAAAAAUUCCUCGAAGUUUGGACAUUUAUUGCAGAAAACAAAGGCAACAUGCACGAUAGGGCACCGCCGGUUUGGAUAAACCCUAAUUUGCCAGGGUGCAGUUUCUGUAAGCAAGAAAACUGUGUGAAACCCAUAAUUUCCGAUAAGAAAAAAUCCAUAAACUGGCUGUUUUUGCUUCUGGGACAAAUGCUGGGGUGUUGUACUCUUGAGCAGCUAAAGUAUUUUUGUAAGCAUACCAGGAAUCAUCGUACUGGUGCUAAGGAUCGGGUUCUUUAUCUCACUUACCUCGGUUUGUGCAAACAGCUCGAUCCCAGUGGACCUUUCGAUCGUUGAGACUAGACUAGGCGAGAUGAAACGAAGCUCGUUUUGACAGAAAAAGUUGGACUCAGU
Messenger RNA from Olea europaea var. sylvestris, 903 nucleotides. RefSeq lists its product as uncharacterized. The record is from RefSeq and is a predicted model, not a curated record. NCBI's taxonomy places the organism in Eukaryota, Viridiplantae, Streptophyta, Magnoliopsida, Lamiales, Oleaceae. The coding region runs from base 1 to 846 and encodes 281 amino acids. The transcript has a single exon.